Lymnaea stagnalis (great pond snail) is the source of this 8478-nucleotide messenger RNA. Lineage: Eukaryota; Metazoa; Mollusca; Gastropoda; Lymnaeidae. The record is from the annotation of a GenBank genome assembly.
CGUAAUUUGCGAACGACCUCUAGGAUUGCCCAAGACGAUUAAGAUCAACACCUAUGCUGAAAAAAUACAAUAGUUGCUCCCUCUUCGAAAAAAUGGCGACCUCCAUAGCACGGAAACUGUGCUCUAGCAGUGUGAAUGUCGGACAACAAUUAAAGUUAAACUGUUUUAAAUUGUGUAUCCGACGGGAACAGCAUAACUUAACGCCAGCAAGAUUUUUCACAACACCCGCAAUUAAAUACCGGUUAGUUCACAAUGUUUCUUUUAUUUUAAUUUAUUAAAAUUAAAAUGAUUAUCUAAUGAAAUGAAAUCAGAAAUGCUAUACUAAUUUAAAUCUAAUAAAAUUUAGAAGAAAAUAAAAACCAAACUCAAGCGGAGAUAGUAAAAGUAAGACUAGGUAAGUUAAGUCUAAUUAAAUUAGGUACUUGAGUAAAGUAAAGCAUGGGUGACUGUUAAAAAAAAACGAAAUGGAUGCGUACACACGACGUUUUCUCACAGAAACCAUUGCACAAUGCGCUUGGGACAGGAUUUGCGCUAUUUCAACGUUUUUUUUUUUUAUUUGUUGUUUUUUGUUAAGAAAUCGGCUUUGCCGGGGGCUGGAGUUGAGUUAUGGGCAGAGAGUUAACCAAAAAGGGGGCCUACACAAAUCACGGCUCUGGAUAGGGGUUGUCCACAAAGGAUGUCCCCACAACAAACGUACCUUUUGCAUCCCCCCCAAACCCGGAGAGUGGGGGUGCUGAUGUCCACCAGCAUUUUUUACUAACUGUGUAAGUGUAAUGCCAUUGUAAAACCAAUUCAAUAAUAUUUAAUUAUUGUUAAAAGACUUUUAAAAAUCACUGCAGUGUUUCGUAUUGAUCAUCAUGUUGUUUUGUGUUGAUAAUCGCUUGAUAUCACAAUGACAAUUCCUGGGACAACUUUAACUUCACGAUUUCAUUAUCAGUGUAUGUGAUUCUCUUCCCGUAAUGUAUUUGUGGCAUAAUUAUAUCUUGGUGCUAACAAAAUAGAUACACUGGCUUCCCAUUCAUUUUUACACCACGUCCCGAAGGAUCACAUACAAUGUUAUAAUUAUAAUUAAUAUAAUGCCCCCCCCCCCAAAAAAAAAAACAUAGGGGGGGGGGAAUAAUAAUUUCAAAUUAGCUACCCCUUUUAUUUCUACUAAGAUUCACAAUCAUAGGAUAAAACUUACAACAAUUAAUAAAUAUAUUUGUAUUUCAAUAUAUGGGGGGAAAUAAAGUGGUUAACUUUAAAAAUAAAUCAUGCUUUAACAUUACACCCCCAGCCCCCUCCCUUCCAAUAAAUAAUAAGCGUGGAACUUCCUCAAAGUCUUCCUCCCAAGGUACGAAAGUUUUCAGUUUUAACAGGAUUAUAACAUUAAAUCUACACAUACCGUUUAGGCCAUAAAGUUAAAGACUCGCAAAGACCAUGGUGUCUUUAAAUCGCUGCAGUGUACGCAGGCCACAGACAAUGAUUUACCUAGGUACACCACCGCAGUAUAUGCAGGCCAAAGUCAAUAGGUUCGCUAGGUACACCGCCAAAGUGUACGUAGUGCCGGCCUAAAAAAUGGUAAAAUUUGCACCGUAUAUGGUAUGAGAAUCGGCGUAUAUGGUAUGGGAAUCGGCGCAUACGGUAUGGGAAUCAGCGCAGAAGAAGCCGAGUUUUUAAUUUGUGGACAGUGGUGCUAUUUCAUUGGUUUUGAUGAAUGGAUUUGGUAAUCAAUUCAAUGAAUAAUUCAUCUUUUAUUAAUUGUAGUUAAGGUGAAGGUAUUUAUAUUUAUUAAUUUAAAAAAAAAAAAUUAUUAUUAAAUAAGUUAGUUAACAUGUCAUGGCAUAACAGAAAAUAUGUACUGGUACUUUGACAGUGAAAUUUUCAAAUUCUAAUAUUUCUAAAAAUAUAAAUGCAGUCAGAAUUGGCGCUGUGGCGCUAGGGAUGCAGAUGGUGUGUAAAAUAUUCUAAUUGGCGCCGAAACCAGAAUGGAAAUUGAGGUGAAAAUGAGACAUUUCAGUCCAAUCUUGGCUUCUGCAUGACUGCCAUGCAUAGUACACACCAUACGCUGGCCCUUAAUGCCAUUAACGCAAAACAGUUGAAUAGAGUAGAGACCAUUGAAUGGUUUACAAAAACACCAAGUUCAACUUUCUAGCUCAAGUGGCAAGUGGUUCAAAAGUUAUGAAUUAUUUAGUGCUGACCGCAAACUCAAGUACAUUUUUUAAAUUUACCAAUUAGUUUUAUUGUUAAUUUUUUUAAUACUUAUUUUGUUUUAGAUUCACAAGAUUAUAUGAUUGAAAAAUUUCAUUGAUUGCCUUCAGGCUCAUUGUAGGCUAAACAACAAAUAUAUUAAUUCUUGACCAUAAAACUAAAGUUAGGUAUAGCUAUACUAAUGGUAUCCAUUUCUAUAUCUUGUGGCCAUUUGGACUAUUCAAUACAGCACAGGGACCAAGUCAAGAGCUGCCUUACUAGUUAGUGGUACCUUAUCGUUUGCUUUGCUUGGCAUUAACUUCGGCAAGAAGGAUGAAGAAGCUGUGGACCCGCUGACACAAAAGUACAGAGAUGCCAGACUUGCACACAUGAGACAAGAUUUAAAGGAAGCUGAUAAUCUUUACCAUGAAUGCCUCAAGGUGACAUAUAAUAUUUCUUAUUUGUAUUGUUUUUGCUAGCAGCAGACCUGUUAACCCCUACACUUCCGCCAUAGUAACUAUGUUUUAAAUCCUAAUACUACGGCACAAUGACGAGCCAAAAAAAAACCAACGAUGUCAGGCUUUUUUUCGUUGUUUUUUUUUAGCGGUACAUAAAAAAAAUAAUAAUUGCGGUGUUUUCAGUAAAAUGUUACCGCAUUUUUGUGUGUGUUAACACUGUAAGCAAUCAAAAAAGAAAAUCAGUGAUUGACUGGCCUUUGUGUUCUCAGUCUUAAUGAGGCAACCAAAAUAUUUUUCUUUUAGAGGUUUCUCUUUGAUUGCCCAAGCGCUAAUCCACAUUUCGUAUGUUUUUGUAUUAUUUAAAAGCAAUGAUAUUUUAUAUCAGAAUGCCUUGGAAGUUUUUUCCUGUUCUCCUAUCAACAUAUUUAGGGGUAAGAAAAGUGUACAAUUAUUUUAUUAAAAUCAAUAAUUAUUUUGAUAUAGUUUUUCUAGCUUUUAAUUGUUAGAUAGCCAUUUUAAAGAAAAGAAAACUAUGUCAAUGUCAACUAUGUGUCAGAUGACCAAAAAUAAAAUGGUUAGUCUAUUGUCUACUAUACUAAGUUUUAGAUUAACAUUUACUAAGCUUAGAAUACUUUUUUCUCCAGUCUUACAGUAAGCCUAAUGAUAAUAAAAAUAUUAAUUCAAAUAAUAGUAAUAAUUGAAGCUUAUGGUAUGAGUCGUUAUUCUACCAUAUGCUAUGAUUAUGAUGAAAGUAGAGAAAACUUGUUUUUAAUCUUUAAAUUUAACAGUACUUUGUUAUCUUUGUAAUAGUCUCUUUUUUAAAAAUCUACAAUAUAACAGUAAUAUCUAGUAUGAUCUAGCCUAAGCCUUUCAGUACUGCUGGUGUGGGGCAUCGAUUUUUGCUCACUCAGCAAUAAAAAACUUAUUCCAUCUUUUUUUUAUAUAAAAAAAAUAAGCAACUUUUGGUAUUUUUCAUUCUGUAUCCGAUUGGCUGAUCAACUUCUCUAUAGAUUAAUGGAUAAAGAAAUAUAGAGCAUUGAAAUAUGACGUCGACGUGACGUCCUUGGUAUUUCAGAAAAGUUCUUUGCCUCUUUGUUAUGACAACAAUGUGACGUCCUUGGUAAGUGAAGGUGGGUGAUAGUGACAUCGCGUCGACGUCAUCGGUAAAGAAAGGGUUAAAAGAAUUAAAGGCGUAAUUUAUUUCAUUAAUUUCUUUUUUUGGUAGUUCACUAAUAACAAUGCAAAAUUAACACUAAAUGCCAUCAUUUCAAUUUUCAUUGUUCAAAAAAUUCUUGAUACCCAUUCUUCCACACUUCGCUGGCUCAGUCCUACAUCACUGCACGGGCCUGUUUUAGUAUCUCUUCCAUAUUAAUACUGGUAUAAAUGGUAUAAUAGUCUAUAUGAUAUAUGUUCUUCUAUGAGCCUAAUAUGAUAAUUUAUUAAUUCUUUUUUUGUUUAUUUAUUCAGGGUCUAGGGUUAAUAAAAUAAUGCCUAACAGCAUCUUUUAAAACUGAUGAUGGUUAGGAGAACAAUCAACAUUGAACAAGUCAUCACUGCUACACUCUGAUAAAUUUAUUGAUAUUAAGCAAAUUUGUCGGACAGUCCUCAUGUGCCAUUUGGAGGCAAAAAAUGUUUAAGAAAAGACAGUCAUUUUAAUCACCCACCUCAGGUGUCCACUUCUGGAACCUCUCAGUCAACUCUUAAUUUAUGUUUCCAAAUAUGAAACCCUGAUUGCAGAGCUUUUAUUGACACUAAAGUGUGUUUACUCUAACUGUUCAUUUUCCUCGCAAGAAAAAUACAUGGACUCCGUAAAUGAAAAGAUGUUUUCUUCUUGUGGUAGCUAAAUACGUGUUCUAGAUCCAACAGAGACUGGACACAUUACUAAACUUUUUCAGGACUUUCAAAAUCUAGGCAAAAAAUCGUAAAAUCUUUUUAAAUAAACCGAUAAAAAAAUUUGCGCUAUUGCUAUGAAAUUUAAUAAUAUAUACAUGUUAUUCAUCUUUAUGGGUAAAUUUUGUUUUUGGGUUUCAAUAUUGUUUUUACUUUUACAAAUAUAAAUCUCAUACUUAUUUUCAUAUUACGGGGAAAAAAAACUGUUGUGUUUACUCUAACUGUUCAUUUUCCUCGCAAGAAAAAUACAUGGACUCCGUAAAUGAAAAGAUGUUUUCUUCUUGUGGUAGCUAAAUACGUGUUCUAGAUCCAACAGAGACUGGACACAUUACUAAACUUUUUCAGGACUUUCAAAAUCUAGGCAAAAAAUCGUAAAAUCUUUUUAAAUAAACCGAUAAAAAAAUUUGCGCUAUUGCUAUGAAAUUUAAUAAUAUAUACAUGUUAUUCAUCUUUAUGGGUAAAUUUUGUUUUUGGGUUUCAAUAUUGUUUUUACUUUUACAAAUAUAAAUCUCAUACUUAUUUUCAUAUUACGGGGAAAAAAAACUGUUGUGUUGUAAUAGUCAUGAAUUUUUUAGCUCACUUAUGCGUAAACGGGCAAGCAAGUCUGUGCAGUCAGUGCCUUUUGUGCUUGACCUUUUCUCAUCCUUAAGAAAAAAGUCAGAGAACUAUAUCUCGUAAAUUUAUUAUGUUAUAUUUAUAAGCAGUUGAGUGGAUUUCCUGUCACAAAUCGUAUUUUGAUUGCAAACCAGCCACCCCCCCCCCCCGACCAAACUACUCUUUGGAGCUUGAAACUAUGUUUUUGAGAGGUUAAAAUUACUCUGACACUAACCCAGGGGUAAAAAAGUCUGUUGCAGUAUUCCACAGUAGUUUGGUUAUUUGGUGAUUUAGAUUUUAUUGUGUUGAUCAAAUAGAUAAAAAAAAUUGCAUUUUUGUUUAACCUCAGCUGGCAAGUCAUCUUGUGGAAGCGAAAGAUAUAACAGAAGAAAAGUUUCUUACUGCUCGUAUUCUAAUGUAUGAUGGCUUGGCUGAUAUUGCAAUGCAGACUGGUCAAAUAGAGACAGCUGAGGCCUUGUAUAAGGACACAAUGAAAGGUUGCUUGCAGCAGGUAAACUAAAUUGAAAUUAAGUUAUUACUUUUUAACCCUAUAACUGUCAUAAUGGCCGAUGAUCAGGCCUUAUACCCCUGUCUGUGGUGCCGUGGCCGAUAUAUCAGCGCUAGCAAAAUCGUCAUUAAAAAUGUGAAUUGAUUUAAUGUAAAUUGUUAAAGGGGAAAUCACUCCAUAUAAAUGAGUUUGCUUCCUAUUUCUGUUACUAUCAGUGUGUUUACUUGGUUUUUUUUGGAGUAUUAAUUAAUAAAUAAAUGGAUUUAAUAACUUCAAAUGAAAAGGAAUUUUUGAACUCAAAUUCACCAAUAUUACACUUUCCAAUAUAAGUAACUAUAACUUGACAUUUUCUGAAAGGAUGUUGCUUCUAUUAAAAAAGAAACUUGAUUUUAUGAUAGUUUAUACAAUUUAUGGAGUAUAUAGGGUGUGUCGAAUUCAGAAAUUGAGUACUAAAAUUUUACUCGCUCUGUAAAGGUCGAGGUCAAUAUAAACAUGCAUAAUAUAAAAACAAAUUCUUUCAUACCAUAACAUACCUUGUCCAAUUUACUUUCAGAAAAUAUUUGUAAGGGUCUCUGAAUUCAUUUAAUUUGUGCUUUUUGUCAUUUUUGAUAAGCAUAUGAAAUAGCUAAAAAUGGCUUGACGCUAUAGAAAUUUUUUUGACAGUCAUAGGGUUAACUAUGUGAAUCGUUCUCCAAAAAUUUUAUUGUUGUGUUUAAAUACAUGAUAAAAUGCAUUAUUGUGCAUAUUUGUAAAUAAAGCUUUGUAAGAAGGUAAAAAAAAGUGUUUCCUAUAUGAAAUAAUUAUUGUUGCAUUAAAUUUGCCUUAUUACAUCAGUAUCCUGCUAUUUAAUGAUUUUUGUCUUCCAUUUUUCUCAACAUUAGGGAAUGGACAUUAACCAUAACACCAUAGUAGAAAUUUCCUUGAAGUUAGCAAGUAUUUAUGCCAUCAUUGGAAAAAAGCAAGAAGCUGAAGCUGGCUAUCUGUUUUGUAUACAGACGCAAACUCCAAAACUAAAGACCAAAAUGAAACAGGCCAAGGAUGCCGGCAUACGACCAGACUUGGAUGAACAAGAAAAGGAUACAGCUGCCUUGCUUGGAAUGGCUUUAGGGAGCUACGGACGAUUUUUAUUGUAUGAGAAACGCUACACGGAGGCCUUGCCCAUGUUCAAACAGGCAUGUGCAUAUGCUGAUUACAUCCUAGGCCCCAAGUCUAAUCAGUACAUUGUUGUUUUAAAUGAUUUAGCAACAUUGUAUAUUGUCACAAAUCGGUUAUCUGAAGCAGAGCAGUUACUGGAAGAAGGAAUCAUGCUGUCCAAUAAUUUUGACCUGGCUGAAGGUGCAGCCCUGUAUUGUAAUUUAGGUGCUGUUCAUCUGAGAAAGGGGAAGAUUCCAGAGGCAACAAAAACCUGCCAAUUGGCUCUAGAGUUUGCUAAAAAGUUUGACCACAAAAUGGCUUAUCAAAUGGCUGAAUCUUGUUUGAAGAAAUGUGAAAGUUUAAAAUCGGGUAAGCCCACAGAAGAGUGAGAAAAAAAAGCUUUGAGACAAAUGGCUUUUUCCUAUGUUUCCCAUGUUUGCAUCUUCAUUUCUGUUGCUUGUAAACAUUGAUAUUAACUAUCAGGUUUUUAAAGAAGAAUGUCUAAAGAACUGUGAUGUAUGUUUCAAUUUUUCAUUGUUAAUGAUUUAUUUAUUUAAUUAUUUGAGUCAGUAAAAUUAGAUAUUUUUUUUAAAAUGUGCGAAUUAUAUGAUGGUCGAUUUCCCUUGUAUUUUUAAAUAUUAUAUUAAACAAUUACUGCUUGGCAUAAUUUGACCAACAGUAUGAUAUUACUAUUAUUAGACUACUUGUUUUCAUUCAUUUUAAUAUUUCAAUCAUUUUUUAAACUUUUUUCUCAUUCAAUUUCUUUAUUGAUUAUUUAUAGCUUUUUUCAUAUUGUUUAAAAUUGUAUUAUUAUUAUAAUAAUUGAAAUGCAGACAUUAGUAUAGUGUUUUAAUCUUUAAUUUAAAUACUUUUUGAACAAUGAUGAUGAACUGUGAUAAUUUUUGAAUGACUAAUAAGAUUUAAGCUUUUGUAAUUGGGAUUCAGAGCAUCCAUUAUCAGAUGAACAGAAAUUUAUGAUGGUCGUUGUUGGUUGCUGCACUAAUUUUGUAAUUAAAUUGUUGAAAUCAAAACAUUUUUUUAUUUAAGUUUACUGUCAGUUAAUCCUUUGCUAAAAAUUUACCAUACGAUUACUGACAGAUUAGACAAUGUGAGUGUCCUAACCAAACAAUGACAGGGAUAAAUAUAUAAUUUAUUUAGAGCAUAAUAUUUGGGUAAGGCAAAAAAAAAACCAUAAUAAUAAUGUAGGAUGAUGGUUUGAAAGGUGAGCCAGUAAUAUCUUGUUUCAGUUUUGAUGAAAAGCUUGAUUAGAAACUGACUGGAGGAAAAUGUUCUGCCAUCAUUUUACAUGUAGAAGUUUUUUUUAGUUUUUUUAUUAGCCAAUAUUAUUAUGGAAUGUUCACAAAGGCUUCUCAUAAACAUCUGGGAACUGUUGUUAUUCCAUUUAACACUAAAUUCUGCCAAAACUAGUUGCAUGAGAAGCUCUUUACUUUUUGCCUUACAUAAAUUGUAACUGCAUUUUGAGAUACUUUUGUUUUUUAAUACAAGCCAAAAGUUGCCUACUGCCAAUUAUUUUGUCAAUGUACUGACGGGGCAAUGAUUAAUCAUUAUUUUAAAUCAUAGCUUACAUUUAUGAGAAUUAUGAUCAUUUAAGAGUUGAGUACUUUGUAAUAGUUCAACAUUCAAGAAAUUACACAACAGAGGCGUAGAAAUGGAUGUAACAUGACACAUAAUCAGUUAUGAAUGCAAUGUAAUUUAUUAGAUGCC